GCAAGAGCCAUUAGAGCACAGAGGCCAGCGACCGUUUGGCUUGAGAGCGGGACACUGAGAAAACUGCGGGGCCGGGUUGUCACCACCAUGUUCUGCGAGAAGGCCAUGGAGCUGGUCCGCGAGCUGCACCGCGCGCCCGAAGGGCAGCUGCCCGCCUUUAAUGAGGAUGGACUCAGGCAAGUUCUAGAAGAGAUGAAAGCUUUAUAUGAACAUAACCAGUCUGAUGUGAAUGAGGCAAAGUCAGGUGGAAGAAGUGAAUUGAUACCAACAAUCAAAUUUCGACAUUGUUCAUUGUUAAGAAAUAGACGUUGCACUAUAGCAUACCUGUAUGACCGUUUGCUUCGGAUUAGAGCGCUCAGGUGGGAAUAUGGUAGCGUCCUGCCAAAUACUUUACGAUUUCACAUGUCUGCUGAAGAAAUGGAGUGGUUCAAUCAUUACAAGAAGUCUCUUGCUACAUAUAUGAGGUCAUUGGGAGGAUAUGAAGGUUUAGACAUUACACAGGAUAUGAAACCUCCAAAAAGCCUAUAUAUUGAAGUGCGGUGCCUAAAAGAUUAUGGAGAAUUUGAAGUUGAUGAUGGUACUUCAGUUCUAUUAAAAAAAAACAGCCAGCACUUUCUACCUCGGUGGAAAUGUGAGCAGCUGAUUAGACAAGGAGUUCUGGAGCACGUCCUGUCGUGACCUCAUACCAGGCUCUGCCAGACUUCAACUGCAGGGCGGGGUUAAACAGCUGCUGAAACAUCUACACUUUUCACCCUUGCAUCCCACCCCUCUUUGGUUGUGAAAGUUACAGACUUCCUUAAGGUAACCAGGAGUACCUGGGGAAGGAGCAUGUUCUUUUUUUUAACAGGAUUUCUCCUUUUUGUGAUAAGCUGUACCUGUAAUCACAACAUUGCUGCAUUGCUACAACAUGAGCUUUUUCUAAUGAAAAUAAACUUUUACUGUAUUUAAACCUCUUUAAAAUAAUGAGGAAAUUUCUUUUGGCUAAAGAAAU
This is a messenger RNA of Condylura cristata (star-nosed mole), 991 nucleotides long. RefSeq names its product GINS complex subunit 1 (Psf1 homolog) (gene GINS1). NCBI's taxonomy places the organism in Eukaryota, Metazoa, Chordata, Mammalia, Eulipotyphla, Talpidae. Gene Ontology annotation, biological process: DNA replication; DNA strand elongation involved in mitotic DNA replication. Bases 88 to 678 code for a protein of 196 amino acids. The transcript is spliced from 7 exons. The record is from RefSeq and is a predicted model, not a curated record. Gene Ontology annotation, cellular component: GINS complex.